CACAAACGCUAAUACAUGUUCACCGCUAGUUUGACACAUGGCUGCAAUCCAGCUUAGCGUGAGGGUAUUAGGUUAGUUAUCUGUGUUGCAUCGCAACAUCUGAUCAUCAGAGUUGCUCCAUGUAUGAAACGAUACUGGUGUAAAAUACUCACAUGAGCCUGUACAUGCGGUUAAGUGCUGUCAUGCCCCUUAAAUCAACAUUGACACAAUCAGCGCUAGCUCUUAGGAGGCUUCUUACAUACUCUUCAUGUCCCCUCUCGACCCCAUACUGCACAGGAGUCCGCUUGCACCCAUUCAUAGCACCUACAUGAGCGCCUUUCUAACAAAAUCCCACCAUAUCAAGAUGCCUAAGUUCUAAUACCAUGGGCAUAAAGGCUUUAUUAAGUUUAGACUCUAAUAGCCAUAUACCUUCUUUCUUGUGGGAUGCGUAAUCAGACUCCUAGUAUCAAUAGGACAUAAAUCAGAACAUCUAUAGAUACC
Messenger RNA from Colletotrichum navitas, 480 nucleotides. RefSeq lists its product as uncharacterized. NCBI's taxonomy places the organism in Eukaryota, Fungi, Ascomycota, Sordariomycetes, Glomerellales, Glomerellaceae. The transcript has a single exon. The record is from RefSeq and is a predicted model, not a curated record. Bases 153 to 311 code for a protein of 52 amino acids.